Messenger RNA from Hemiscyllium ocellatum (epaulette shark), 759 nucleotides. Its product is annotated as replication protein A 32 kDa subunit-like. The record is from RefSeq and is a predicted model, not a curated record. The transcript is spliced from 8 exons. The coding region runs from base 1 to 759 and encodes 252 amino acids. Gene Ontology annotation, molecular function: DNA binding. Gene Ontology annotation, cellular component: site of double-strand break; DNA replication factor A complex; nucleus. Lineage: Eukaryota; Metazoa; Chordata; Chondrichthyes; Orectolobiformes; Hemiscylliidae. Gene Ontology annotation, biological process: nucleotide-excision repair; DNA replication; double-strand break repair via homologous recombination.
AUGUGGAAUAAUCUGGGUUCUUUUAGUGGAGGGUAUGGAGGAUUUGGAGAUACUGGUGCUGGAGGUGGGGGCUACUUGCAGUCACCUGGUGGGUUUGGCUCACCAGCUGGAGGCAGCCAAAGUGACAGAAAAACGAGGUCACGGGCCCAGAAAAUAGUUCCUUGUAUAGUGUCACAGCUAAUGUCUGCUAUUCAAACAGAAGAGAUUUUCAGGACUGGAGAGGUGGAAUUAUCUCAGGUAACUAUGGUUGGCAUGAUCAAAGAUGUGGAAAAAGCACCAACAAACAUUUUGUACAAAUUGGAUGACAUGACUGCACCCCCUAUGGAUGUUAGACAGUGGGUAGAUACUGAAAACAAGAAGAGCUUGGUAGCUUUUAAAAUCAUGGUUUUGGAAGACAUGAAUGAGUUAACAUCUCACAUGUUGGAGGUGGUGCAGGCUCACUUGCUGUUAAACAAACCACCGCUUGUACCUGGAGGAUCUCUAGCUUUGCACACCCCAAUGCGAAAUGAAGGGACAGUAGGAUUAUAUGAUGGUGGUAAUGAUGCAUUGAUGAAUGGACUAACAAGCCAACAAAGUCAGGUAUUGAAUUUGAUUCGCAACUGUCGAGAACAGGAAAGCAUGAGCAUUGACUACAUGAGGAAAACAUUGAAGAAUAUGAACAUCGUUGCAAUCAAGCAAGCAGUAGAAUUUCUGGGCAAUGAAGGGCACAUCUAUUCCACAGUGGAUGAGGAUUAUUUCAGGUCAACAGAUGUUGAAUAA